CUUCCGUGACCCGGAAGUACUUUUUUGUGUCGCUGAUAAGACGCUGUUAUCGUGCAUGGUGUUUGGCGCAAAUUCACAUCAAAUAUAUGUUAACGAAAAUAGGUCGAACUUUGAACGGUGGGCCAUGGAUGAUCUAGAGUCAGAACUGAGGGUGCCCGGUGAAGAACAGGGCGAAAAUGAGUCUUCAGAUGACGAUGAAUCAAUCAACAGAAAACGAAUCAGGAAGCCAAACCUUCCCCUGGCGCCUCCUUUAUUUAAAGAGACACCCCAUGAGACUGGCUUUCACAAGACCACAAGGAACUGCCUCCAGCACAUCAGGGAGGUCUUGCUGCACCAUAGAUGGCAGGAUGCCGCAGAGUACAUGGCCAGUUACUCACAGACACUGGAGGAUACCACCGCAAACAUGCCACAACUCUACGCUGAGAUAAUUUGGAGGAUAGGCACAGAGAUACUACACCACCAUCCCGACUCGAAGCUGGAAGACUACAACAGUUUCUAUGAGCGAGUGAAACACUCAGGAGUAAAGCAUUACCUGAAGGUCUGUCUGGAGCAUUCGUUCCAUCUCCUGGUCAAUGGGCAGUUUGAGGAUGCCAAGCUUCAGCUGUCCAUCGCUGAGAGCUGGAGGUAUGGCAAGCAGUCAGCCGGUCAGUCCCAGAGGAUUAGGCUGAUCCAGGCCUAUAGUGGCUUCCUGGAUUACUUCAUCUGGUGUGACAAGAAAGCCACUGCAUCCAGCACAGAUGAGUAUGAUGCAGCUGUCAACCAAGAAAUGCAUAGCUACUUCCGACAAUCUUCUGUGAACCUGAAGGAGAUCAUGAAGCUUCCUGGCGUCUGGGAUCCUUUUGUUCUGAGUUACAUUGAUAUGCUGGAAUUCUACAACGAUCACGAGGGAGCUGUGAAGGUUCUAAAUGACUAUGCCUAUGACAACAGUUUCCCACCCAACCCCAAUGCCCAUGUCUACCUAUACCGGUACAUGAAGAAACAGAACCACCCACUGAAGAAACUUCUCAAAGUGCUGAAGAUCCUGCAUACAUUGGUCCCAAGUCAUGAGUUGAUGCCGGAAUACUGUUCUCUUCUGGUACAGUCGGAGAAUGAGGGUGAUCUUCAGAAGGCUCUAGGUGUGGUUCUGGAUCUCCUGGACUACUCCAGUUGGAGGAGCAACUUGGAUGUCUGGAACCAUUUGAUGAACAUCAUCAAGAGACUGAGGAUGAAAAAACAAUGGCUGAAGAUUUUUGCAGAGGAGAUGGGGUACAGAAAGGACUGGUGGUUAGCAAUACACUUCUCAACAUUCCAGGCCAGGAAAGAUUCGGCAGAGAAUAGAGAACUACUGGAAGUGAAGAGCUUUGUGGUUGGAGACUUUUGUCCUCACUAUGCCUCCAUGUACUGCGGUGCUGGUAAGGCAGCCCGAAAAGGAGUAACUUCUGAGGCUCGAAAGGCUAAGAGGAAUCCUAAACCGCUAAGAAAUAUAAGAAGGCUCAGAAGAGAAAGGGGACAGCAAAGCCAAGACUGACCUUGAGGAAGCUCCUGGAAUGCCACCAGGCACAGUGGCGAGAACAAACAUUUAGAAAAUUUGUGAAGAGCUUCAACCAUUGCCAAGAUCGGCAGGCAUGACCACCUCAUAGUCAUCAGGUCAGACUCUCUCCCCUUCCAUGACAGUUGUUCCAACUACAUUAUUUUUCUUGUCUAGAAUGUUCUUGGUUAUCUGCAUACAGUAGUUGCAGCCACGAUGACCAUUCCCACCUACAAAAGGCAGGCCUCUCUCAUUGCACUGCAAUGUAUUAUGCGUCAAAUUCUGUGAUUGUCCACCAGGGAGCACUCAAGCUAUGGCUACGUUUUUGAGUUGCUCUGCAUGCUGCUGCUCUGUCGUUUUUAAAAGAAGCUGAGGCAGAAAUUGAAGCAUGUGUUCACUGUGGUAGUUGGUCGGGAAUAGGGAGGUUGGGUGUGCUGCAGUAUUAAGUCUAGGAGGUAAUAAGCUCUGAGGCAGGUGUGGCCUCAACUGAACUUCCGCUGAUUCAUGGAUAACCCAGCUGCAUUUAGGUGGAGGCGACGUGUUGGAAUUACUAAAACAUUUGGCGACGCCAAAGAGCAGCAUCAUGGCAACCGACGCAAAGGAUAGUGCAGCGAUACAGAGGGGGGGAAAAAAUGAGAAUUUUUGUAACUUGCUGUUGAGAUUCUUCAGUCACGUUCACGUGACACGACAGACACCCUUGAUAAAACUCUGCCUUCGCUCUGGAGUCCUCUGUCUCUGUGUGAUGACAUCACAUGAGUGAUAUCCCCCUUGGGUCCCUGAGGUAAAAUAGAGGGAGAGCACACACACCCUUGGCUCCUUCCACACCUAUCCAUCACACACACACAGGCGGAACGCAAAUCUGAUUACUUUACACCCCUCCAGCCUCUUGAUGCAGGAUAACAGAGCUCAAUUUCACAGGCCAAGGGUUCGCAGGCUGCCAGGGAACAGUGGGCCCAGCUUUAUCAUGAUUAAGGACUACUCAUGUUUAUCAGAACCUGUGAAGCCUUCUGUUCCUGAACAACUAACUGUGGUUUAUGGCCAGUACUAUGUACUGUCAGGAAGUUACAUGAUCAAAUACUCUGCACUGUAAAGUGAAUGACUUGGUUGUUUCAAUUUGAGCUGUUGUACCUGAUUCAGUUUUGUAGUCUCUGUGGUAUGGUGAUUGUGGCUGCUAUAUUUUGUACCAUUUGUUACUGAUUAAACACUGUUGAUUGGGUGGCUGAAUUAA
Messenger RNA from Oncorhynchus nerka (sockeye salmon), 2735 nucleotides. It is a transcript of the gene taf1a, whose product is annotated as TATA box binding protein (TBP)-associated factor, RNA polymerase I, A. The record is from RefSeq and is a predicted model, not a curated record. Gene Ontology annotation, biological process: transcription by RNA polymerase I. The transcript is spliced from 10 exons. Lineage: Eukaryota; Metazoa; Chordata; Actinopteri; Salmoniformes; Salmonidae. Bases 56 to 1507 code for a protein of 483 amino acids. Gene Ontology annotation, cellular component: RNA polymerase I transcription regulator complex.